AGUACCGAGGUGAGUGGGCGGCGACGACUUGGGGCUCGGUUCCGUCCGCUGCAUUUCUCCUUCCGGACCCCGCCGCUUCCUCCCGGCGGGCUGGGAGUGGUGGGAGGCUUGGCGCAUAGUGUGCUCGCCCACCUUCCUCUCCCGCGCCCUUCGGGGAGCGCGGCCUCCCCGACCCCCGCGGAGCCGCCGGGUAGAGCGCCUGGAGGAAGGUGCUCUCCGCGCAGUGGGCUGCGGGCUGCUUCCGAGUCGGGAUCUCGAGCUGCGCCGGAGGUCCGGGGAGCUGAGUUCCAGUCGUGUGCCGCUGUUUGAAACAUCCAGAAGGAGCCCAGACGCAGUCUGGAGAUAAAAAACCAAGAGUUAACAGAAAGACAUUUACCGUUUGUGAUCUUCUGCAAUGGGUGAGCCACAGCAAGUGAGUGCCCUUCCGCCACCUCCGAUGCAGUACAUCAAGGAAUACACAGAUGAAAACAUUCAGGAAGGCCUCGCUCCCAAGCCUCCACCUCCAAUAAAAGACAGUUACAUGAUGUUUGGCAACCAGUUCCAAUGUGAUGAUCUUAUCAUCCGCCCUUUGGAAAGUCAGGGUAUCGAACGGCUUCAUCCUAUGCAGUUUGAUCACAAGAAAGAACUGAGAAAACUCAAUAUGUCUAUCCUUAUUAAUUUCUUAGAUCUCUUAGAUAUCUUGAUAAGGAGUCCUGGGAGUAUAAAACGGGAAGAGAAGCUAGAAGAUCUUAAGCUGCUUUUUGUGCAUGUACAUCAUCUCAUAAAUGAAUACCGGCCCCACCAAGCCAGAGAGACCCUGAGAGUCAUGAUGGAGGUGCAGAAGCGGCAACGCCUUGAGACAGCAGAGAGGUUUCAGAAGCAUCUGGAACGAGUCAUUGAGAUGAUUCAGAAUUGCUUGGCUUCUUUGCCUGAUGACUUGCCCCAUUCAGAAGCAGGGAUGAGAGUAAAAGCUGAACCAAUGGACGCUGAUGAUAGCAACAAUUGUACUGGACAGAGUGACCAACAAAGAGAAAAUUCAGGUCAUAGGAGAGACCAGAUUAUAGAGAAAGAUGCUGCCUUGUGUGUCCUCAUUGAUGAAAUGAAUGAAAGACCGUGAAAGAUGUUUCUUUUCCUUGCUGAUUUUUUCCUUUCAGUAAAUAGCAUAUAUAUUAGUUAAUUCACUUUUAGAGAAUUCUUUGAAGAGAUACAACUAGUAGAAGGCACGCGAACAGCUUGACUCUCCAGCUUUAUCAGUUGUGGGACGUCACAGGCAGUAUUUUCGUCUGUGGCAAGCAUAGCUAGAUUCCUACUUAGCUUAAAUGUAGUGCCCCAGUGAGAGUAAUCACCGUGAAGGGCAGUGUUCGCUGCUAUUGGGUGGAACGUCCCUGUUUUCAGAGGUGCAGUGAGCUGGAAGAUAUCCUCAGUAAUUGCAAGCUUUCGUCCUUGGAAAGUAGAUUUGUCAUUUGCUUUAAGAGUGAUAAAUAAUAAAGGAUAUCAAACUAUGUAAAUGUGAA
Molecule: messenger RNA, 1493 nt
Organism: Sus scrofa (pig)
Lineage: Eukaryota; Metazoa; Chordata; Mammalia; Artiodactyla; Suidae
Source: RefSeq, a predicted model, not a curated record